CAAGUCUUCGAUGACGUGUUACUAUUUUGAUUACUUUACUGUAAAACAACUUGGUGACCAAGAUCAGCCAACGAUGGCUGAAGAAAAUGAAAGUAGAAAAAGUGAUGAUUAUACUCUACGAGUUGAAGCUCAAGAAGCUUUGAAAGAAGUUUCUUUUGCUGUGUCCCAUGUUGAGCUUUCCAUUAAGUUGCCACAAGGAGUGGAAAAGGUGUACCUUAACAUCAGGACCCAGGAGAACGAUGUUUACUGUAUCGAGCUAUCAGUCCAGGGGUUUAGGAUUGUUGGGAGAGCAUAUGAUGUCAUUGAUGAAGCAGCCCAAGGAAGACACUAUGAGACCAUCUAUGCAUUGCUUGAUGAAGUAAGUCCUAAAUACAGAAACAGUUUUGGGGACACAUUAUUGAGGAAACUGGAACACCUUCAAAAGCAGACAGAGGACACCUCCUGACCUCUUUCUCUCCACCCACCAACCUGCCUGAGGGUAGUGGAAUGCUGAAUUUGUGCCUCAGAGACUGCAGCCACAGUUGAUGUUUAUAAAACAUCUUUAAGUGGAAAGCAUAUUGAAUGUUAAAUUGGUGCCUAGCUGCCAGGAUUCUUUAUAAGAAAAUGCUUUGUAGAAUCACUAGUGCUUCCUUUGUGGUUAGUGUUGUGACUAAGUUGUUGUGAGCAAAGUUUUUUUCCAGAUAAAGUUUAUUAGUCCAAACAAUUGAAUUCACUGGUCAGAAUUAUUACGGGAAUAGUUGGACAGAAUAAAGCAAGACCUCAUUAUAUAUCAAUAUUAAUAUCUUGUUAAGAUAUGUAUUUGUAUGUUAGAAUUUUACGGUGCAUUAAUUAUAUUUAAUGGAAGCUUCUUGGUAUGUUGGGAUGUUUGUAUUGUUUACCCUCAGUAGAAACGAAAAAGUGUUUUUUUUGUUUUUUUUGGUUUGUUUGUUUUUUUUUAAUCCUAAACAUGAUUUUGUAACUCACUUACUUACAUGUAGAAUUUUUACAGAAAGUGGUUUGUGCACAGCCACUGAUUUAGGGGAAAACUAUUGUUCCUUCAAAUUGAUGGAAUUCAUUGUUCAACUACAUGUAAUUUAUAGGAUGGAAUUCAAUGUUUGCCUUAUAGAAUCAGUAAGAUAAAACUGGGAGUAAUCCAUAGAUUUAUAUUUACAAUGUUUGCACCAAUUAUUAAACCAGUCUGGUGCAGUGGAUUGGUACCAAUUAUUAAACCAGUGCUAUUAUUGUAUUAAUUGAUAUUUUAAAUAAAUUGUAUUUACUAAAUAAUUUACAUGUAUAUUUGAACUUGUUAAUUAAAUUAUUCAUGAAAUUAAAUAAUAUAUUUUGUAAACCAUUACACUGACACUUAUAAAUAUUUUAUGAUAUAUACAACUGUUAUUAUAAUAUGAAUAUUGUUGCAUAUGGAUUUUUCAAAGUCUGUUUUUCUUCAUUUGUUUGAUAUUUUUAUACACUUGUGUUCCCUCCCUUGUGCACUAGUUAUCAAGUCAUAUAAUGAAACUAUACAAGAUUUGGUCCCAUUAUUCCAAGCAAAGAAUUUAUUAUUGUUUUUAUAUGUUCUUUUUCUGAAUUUAUUUUCUUCAUUUGUUGCAAUGAUAGACCUUGAUUCAAUACAGGAACUUUUUUUCUGUUUUAUAAAUCAGCAUUGAAAAAAUCAGCAUUUAAAAAACAAUAGCAAAAGCCUCGUCCAGCAAACCCUCAGAUUAAAGCAAGCAGCUUCAACAAGUAUAAAAUAGCAUUACUAGCAUAUAUCUAGCAUUAUUUUUUUCUUCAAACUCAGCCAAUGCUGUUUUAGGUUCAUGUUACUUCAGAAAAUUUAUAGUCACUGUUUUGAUUUUAAUCAAUGUUUUAAAUUUAAUAUAAUACCAGUCAUGUAAGUAUUUAAUAUUAAUAUACAGAAUUUACUUAAGCUGAAAAUCAUUCAUCAACGAUGUUGAAGCAUUUAUCAAUACAUCAACCUAGAAAGUCAGUCAGAUUCAAGAACAUCAGCAGUUGUGUAAUUUUGAAGUAUUAAAAAAAGCUUGAUGUACACGUAUUAUCAGAAUCUAGAACCAUAUUGAAAGAAUAUGGAAUAGGAAAACCUACAGGUAUAUGUUAUACUAUGUAAUACAAACAUUUGUAUUGGACUUAUAGAUUGUUUUGAUAAUGUUAUAUACAAGGUAUUUUCAAUUGUAUUUCAAGUAAUAUGACAGUGUUAUUCAAGUAGUAUGACAGUGUUAUUUAGAGUUUUAUAAUGGUGCUCUUGUGCAUUUGAAAUGCAGUAAUGAUUUUCAUUUUAAUUGUUCUUGAAAGGGGCUUUUGUUAUCAGUGUUGUUUGACUGUAUACAGCUCUUAUUGACUCUUUUUUUUUAUUAAUUAAAUAUUUUUCCAUUUCCCUUCAUGAAGAUCAAGUACAUUGUCACUGCUGUAGUCCUACAAGGAAAAUUGUGGAUUUCAAAAUAACAGGACUGCUUGUUAAAUAGUUAUGAUAUUAUAUUGAGCUUCCAAAUCAAAAAUAAUUAUUUUAAAAAAUGAAUAUUUUGAUUCCAUUAAUCAUUCUGUAUUAGUUCAGAUUAAUUUUAUUUUUUUCACAAAAAAAGUAGAUGUCUAAAUUACAAUUAUAACAAUCAUUGAGCUAAAUACAGUGUUAUAAAACUGAA
This is a messenger RNA of Saccostrea echinata, 2633 nucleotides long. RefSeq names its product GSK3-beta interaction protein-like. Gene Ontology annotation, molecular function: kinase regulator activity; protein kinase A binding. Gene Ontology annotation, biological process: regulation of canonical Wnt signaling pathway. Lineage: Eukaryota; Metazoa; Mollusca; Bivalvia; Ostreida; Ostreidae. The record is from RefSeq and is a predicted model, not a curated record. Bases 11 to 445 code for a protein of 144 amino acids. Gene Ontology annotation, cellular component: cytoplasm. The transcript is spliced from 2 exons.